Drosophila sechellia is the source of this 4583-nucleotide messenger RNA. It is a transcript of the gene Lpt, whose product is annotated as Lost PHDs of trr. The record is from RefSeq and is a predicted model, not a curated record. Lineage: Eukaryota; Metazoa; Arthropoda; Insecta; Diptera; Drosophilidae. Bases 82 to 4530 code for a protein of 1482 amino acids. Gene Ontology annotation, cellular component: MLL3/4 complex. Gene Ontology annotation, biological process: positive regulation of transcription by RNA polymerase II. Gene Ontology annotation, molecular function: transcription coactivator activity; histone H3K4 methyltransferase activity. The transcript is spliced from 9 exons.
AUUUUAUUUAGCUGUCGAGUAAUGUAUACAAAAUAAGCGGCGGCUAUUUUUUGUUAUUUUAAUGAAACGCAUCCAUCCGCGAUGAGCACGAACGUUGUUGUGAGCAUGGAGGAGAAGGCGGUGGCCGACGACCUGCCGUACUUCCCGGAGAAGUUUCCGGGCAAGGUGUGCUGUUUAUGCAACCUCGGCGAGAAGAGUGCCUUGGGCCAGGGCGAGAUUCUCCAACUGAAGGCGCCCGCGCCCGCCGAGAUCAAGGAUAAAUAUCCGACGGACCGGCUGAGAGAGGACGGAUCCAGGCUGUUCUACGGGGCCAAGCAGGCCGCAUCUAGUUCGGGCGAUUGCCACUACGAGCUGGACAAGAUUGGACAGCCGGACGUCGUGCAUCCCGCCGAAUUUCUUGACGAGGGGUUCGUCUACGUGCACCGCAUGUGCAUCAUGUGGUCGCUGCGCAAAAGUCAGAUAAGCGAUGCGGAUGCCGCGUACUUUGCCACCCACUUCGCGGAGUUCCUGGAGCAGAAGUGCAACUUUUGCGGCCGCUACGGGGCCUCCAUCAAUUGCAAGAUGAACUGCCGCCAGGUGCACCAUUGGCCGUGUGCCGCCGCUGCGGGCUGCCUUCUUAUUCUCGAGAGCUUUACCGUCUUCUGCACGGAGCAUUUGAGCCAGGUGCCUGUGAUAUGCAGCGACAAUAAUGUGGAGUGUCUGUCCUGCUCCUCGCUGGGGGAUCUGUCCAAGCUGAUCAUGUGUAGUACCUGUGGAGACCACUUUCAUUCGACCUGCAUUGGUCUGGCCAAUUUGCCGGAUACGCGUUCCGGGUGGAACUGCGCCCGUUGCACCAAAUGUCAGAUUUGCCGGCAGCAAGACUCGAACGACACCAAGUACGUUAAGUGUGAGCAAUGCCAGAAGAUUUACCACGCCUCCUGCUUGCGACCAGUUAUCUCGGCCAUCCCUAAAUAUGGCUGGAAGUGCAAUCGCUGCCGCGUCUGCACGGAUUGUGGAUCAAGAACUCCUGGCGGCGGCAGCUCCUCCCGCUGGCAUAGCCACUACACAAUCUGCGAUUCGUGCUAUCAGCAGCGGAACAAGGGCUUUUCCUGUCCGAUUUGCCAGAAAGCGUACAGGGCAGCAUCGCACAAGGAAAUGGUCAAGUGCAGCUGGUGCAACAAAUUUGUGCACAGUACGUGUGACGAAGAGGCGGAUCUAACGGCCUACCACAAGAAGAAGGAGCAAAAUCCAGAUUACGACUACGUGUGUCCGAAUUGCAAGAGUAAUUCGUCGGGCCCGGGGUCAUCCCAACAGACAAUCGACUCGAUCGUGCUGUCCGCCAUGGAUUCGUCGUCGGAGCAACUGAGCCUCAAGGAAAUCGAACUUGACCCGCUGGAGGGCAAGCCCUCAAUGGAUCCGUCCAGCGAUGAGCUCCACAAGCUACCCGCCGGCAAGAAAAAAGUGUGCCUUACUAGUGUUCGCGGUAGAAGCGGAAAGUUCGUCCUACACCGCAUGGGUGUGAUGUCUCAGAUCAACAAGAAACGCAGCACCCGAGGCAAGGGGCGCCAGCUUGCGCUGCCCGCCAUCUCGAGCGAUCGCUGCCUGAGUCGCAGCAUGGAAACAGAUCUGACCAGCGACAAAAAGCUGCUGCUCUGCUCGGCGCGGGACAAGUUUAUCCAAGCGCAAGACAUCUGCGUAAUGUGCGGCUCGCUGGGCAUUGAGAGCGACUCCGCGAUGAUCACCUGCGCACAGUGCGGCCAAUGCUAUCAUCCGUACUGCGCCGGCGUGAAGCCUUCGCGAGGCAUCCUGCAGAAGGGUUGGCGAUGCCUGGACUGCACGGUGUGCGAGGGAUGUGGCAAGAAGAACGACGAGGCGCGCCUGCUCCUGUGCGACGAGUGCGACAUUUCGUAUCACAUUUACUGUGUGAAUCCUCCGCUGGAAACCGUGCCCACGGGCAACUGGAAGUGCUCGUUCUGUACACUGUGCCAGAAAUGCGGUCGCAAUCCCACAGAGAAGAGCGAGUUCGGGGACUCCAACAUGCUCGAGUGCCCAUCCUGCACCAGCCAGUCCUCGUGCCCCGUCUGCAAGGUCUCGUACAGCAACGGCGAGACGAUCAUCCAGUGCGAGCACUGUGAGCUGUGGGCGCACUUCCACUGCGACACCGUCAAUGCCCAGCUGACCAUUGACCACUACGAUAACAAUGUGUACAAGUGCUUCAAGUGCCGCUGCUCCACGAGAAGCACUAACUCCCUGGCGGAUGCCAAGUUUGGUAACGAGGAUUCGCUGGCCAUAACUCCCCAGGGCAGCAAAGCAUUUGUGCACAUCACAGCCUCCUCCGGGCCGUCUUUCGAUUCUAAGAGUGGUACAGAGCGAAAUCAUCUCUCCUUAUCCGGCGAUAUGGCCGAGUCUGCCCCAGAAGCGCUCCACUGGAUUGACGGAGUGUGCCUCAGCGAAAGCGGAUUGGGCAUGAUCAAGUCGUUGUCCACGGAGAUCAAACGCAAGCGCAAAAUGAGACAAGCCCUCGGCAAUGGCAAGGAUGGACAACUGGAGGCCGCCGCCGAGGAAGCGCUGGAAAAGUACAAAGACGGCAUGGUCUGGGAUGGGACGGAGAACGCUAUUCCCGAGGGUUUCACCAUCUCCACCAACGACGAGGGAGUGCACAUAUUACGCAAGAAGCGACAGCGCAAUCUGCAGAAGCUGGGCAUUGGUGGAUUCUCCGUUCGCAACCGAGGUCUCAAGAAGGACAACGAGGAGACGACGGCCGUUGACCAAUUAAAUUCACUUAUGACCAUGGACAAAAAGAAGAAAAUCAUACGAAAGAAGCAGAAGAACAAGCUGAUUGAAGCCUAUCCCGUGUACUUGCAAGAGGCCUUCUUCGGAAAACCUCUGUUGGAAGGUGGAGAGCUUGUCAUGGCCGAGUCAGAUUCCUCAGACGAAAUCGAUGCGUCCAUGAAGGUGUACUUCACGCGGCCCGAGGGCAAGAGUCCUGCCAACCAGGACACGCUGGCGGUGAGCAAGAGUCCAGCGAAGACCCUGAAGAAAGUCAAAGCUGAGUUGAAAACUGAGAACAAAACUGUUUUCAUUGAGCAAAUGCCCAUGGGAAUCCAGAACAAAAACGGAACCACGCCAGUUUCUAAUGUUUUCGAUCCCUUGCAAGCGGAGAUUUCGAACACUGUCUUUGCUAACAGGCAUCCUCUGGAUGCGUUGGCUUCGCCAAAUGUUCCGGAACUGGACAUGGCUAACUCUGUUAGUGCGGUGCCAUCAGCUGAACUCAUUGAAAAACCAAUGCGGGAAUCACCUUCGGUCCUGGUAGACAGUUUUAUGGUCCCUAACCAGUUGCCACAGGAACAGAAGUUUCACAAUCAGCUAUAUUUGGGCGGAAAUACCCUGGUUAAUCCCGCCCAGCAGCUUCAGUUCCGUCAGCAGGCACCACCAAAUGCCAAUAAGCAGAGUAUGCAAACUAUAAUGAGCCAAGUCGUUUUGCAAACCGAAAAGAGACCAGAGGAGGAGCAGAAGGUUGUGGAGCCCGUGACAGAAACCCUGAACGCUGGCACUCAAAAGACGGCGGAGAAAAUGCGCAAGGAUGAGGAUCUUGGGCUCAUGGCCACCAUUUCGGCCGUGCUGUAUGCCAAUACUGAACAUCCCAACCUGAAGGAGUUGUUUCCGAUUUGGAACGACCGCUGCAAGCAGAUUCUGAAGAGGUGGCGUUCGCUGUGCAACGAGAAGAAGGCGCCGUUCUUGCAGAAGGCCAAGGACAAUCGCUCGGCACUGCGGCAGAGGCGGGAACAGAACAAAAUACCUAUGCCACCGAAACCACAGAAGCAGGAGGAACUGGGAAGAGUCUGGAAGCAACCGCCGAAGCUGAAGGAAGACCAGCCGAACAUGUUUGUCACCUACAAUGGAAACGCCUACGACAUGGGCAACUAUGUUGGUGGCCCGGCGCAGGCUGCGUCCAAUAAUCCCAAUCCACAUCACGUGAUGCCGAACGUUAACGAUAAUCUAGUGAUUAAGGCCACGAUUCAAAGGAAUCAGGUGCACACAACAGCAGCCAGCACCUUGAAAAUGACCACCGUGGACAAUCGGCUGGAGUUGAACACGGCGGUGUACGGCACGGAACCCAUUGGCGACAAGAAGCUCAGGAACCUGCUGCAGAAGAACAGCACGGAGCCGAUGCUAAUGGGGGCCAACUCGGACUUGUUCUUGGGCAACGAUGUAAUGCGGCUGGGAAUGAUGCAGAACACACCCAUUACGCAGAACAAUCCCAUGUUGAGCAUAAGUGGAAAAUCUCAGCCAUCUGAAGGCAGGUCCUUGGAGCAGGAUGUGAAGUUGGGCGAGCCGCAGGAGGCCACCUCUUCCGCCGUCGAGCUGGAGAACGUCGGAUUCAGCGACCUUCUGGGAGGACUCGGCGAGGGCGACGACGAUGACCUCCUCAAGUCGCUCACUUCCGAAAUGGGAGACGACUUCAAUAUCCUGGAGUACGCGGACCCAGAACUGGACGUCAAUGUUCUCAACUCGCUAGAUUUUGAUGAUAAUGAAAAGUGCUCUACAUAGGAGAAGCGCAAUCAUUUAAAUGGAAAUAAAGAAAAUGCAAUAUUUAAUAGAAA